GAAAAACACCCUUCCCACCUUCCCACCUUCCCACUGGCCCCAGUCCACUUGGGGCCUGUUAGAUUAUUAGUGUUAUGCUCCCCCAGGCUGCUUUCGGCUUCCCCCUUUCCCUCUCCUCGUCUUCUGACCUUUCCUCCGUUCCCCUCUUUACCCCCAUCUCCCUGAUUACUGUAGCCGUGGCUUGCUUGCAAUGACGGGGGCCACCUGGACACGAUGGGUGCUGGCCCUGAUGCUGGCGGUCCUCGGGGUCCAAGCGAUCGAUCUCGACAUCAGUAGUGAGGAUUCGGUCAAAGAUGCGGCCUCAACAGCGGCCUAUGGUAUGAUGAAGCACUACAAAGGAAACUUGACGGGUGAAAUUCCCGGAAAGAUCCCCAACACCUGGUGGGAGGGCGGGGCCAUGUUCAUGGCCCUCAUCCAGUACUACCACUACACGGGCGACUCCACCUACAACAGCGAAGUCAUCACGGGAAUGCAGUGGCAGUCGGGUGACUGUGAUUACAUGCCGUCGAACUGGAGUAGCUACAUCGGAAACGACGACCAGAUGUUCUGGGGACUAGCAGCCAUGACCGCCGCCGAAUUGGACUUUCCCGACUCCACCGAAGGAUACUCAUGGCUUGCUCUAGCGCAGGGUGUCUUCAACACCCAGGUGGCUCGUUGGGAUAAUAGCACCUGUGACGGUGGUAUGCGGUGGCAGAUCUGGACCUACGAAUCCGGUUACACGAUGAAGAACUCCAUCUCCAACGGAGGUCUCUUUCAACUCUCCGCCCGUCUGGCCCGCUACACUAGCAACGCUACCUACGCCGAGUGGGCAGAGCGCAUCUUCGACUGGGCGGUCUCGUCGCCCCUGGUGAGCAACUCGACGUGGAACGUUGCCGACUCGACGAGUAUCACCAACGACUGCACCACCCAAGGCGACGAUCAAUGGACGUACAACUAUGGCGCCUUCCUCGCGGGCGCCGCCUACAUGUACAACUAUACCAACGGCACCGUCUCGAAAUGGUACUCCGCCACCCACGGCCUCCUGAACGUCACCUUGAGCGAAUUCUUCCCCACCUCGCACGGCGGAGAGAUCAUGUCGGAGAUUCUAUGCGAGCCGCUCGAAGUCUGCAACGACAACGAAAUCAUCUUCAAGGGCCUUCUCUCCAGCUGGCUGGCCUUCACGGCCUACCUGGUGCCAUCCACAUACAGCCAAAUCCUCCCCAAACUGCAGGGUUCCGCCGUGGGAGCCGCGAAGACCUGUACCGGAUACGGCAACAACACAUGCGGUGUACGGUGGUGGAACGGCACCUGGGACGGGUGGAGUGGGCUCGAGGAGCAGAUGGCGGUACUCAGUCUCUUCACCGCAAACAUGCUCCCCUUCACCAGCGCCUCGUCCGGACCCUUGACCUCGUCCACGGGAGGCAACAGUACCAGCGACCCAUCGGCCGGAACCGGGGACUCCAACAAUGACCAGAAAACAUUAAGUAAGAUCACCACAGGCGACCGCGCCGGGGCGGGUAUCCUGACGGUGGUGUUUUCCGUCGGCUGGAUUGGCAUGAUUGCUUGGCUGUUCAUGGGAUAGGAUUCUUUAGCGCAUGUAUACAUAAUUCUCUUUUUCUUUUUCUCUUCUCUUCGGACCUGGCAAGCGGUCUCUUGUACAUAAUCAGAACGUUUCUAUUUGAUGAUAUCAGGGAUUUGUAAAUCAAA
Aspergillus heteromorphus CBS 117.55 is the source of this 1686-nucleotide messenger RNA. RefSeq names its product glycoside hydrolase family 76 protein. The coding region runs from base 191 to 1561 and encodes 456 amino acids. The record is from RefSeq and is a predicted model, not a curated record. NCBI's taxonomy places the organism in Eukaryota, Fungi, Ascomycota, Eurotiomycetes, Eurotiales, Aspergillaceae. Gene Ontology annotation, biological process: fungal-type cell wall biogenesis; carbohydrate catabolic process. The transcript is spliced from 4 exons. Gene Ontology annotation, molecular function: mannan endo-1,6-alpha-mannosidase activity.